UCAAGGACUACGUGGACAAUUUAAGGGACGUACGCCGGCCAUAAAUAAACAGGAAGGACUAGAAUUUUGCAGACCACGAAAGAAACAUGGGGAAAGGACAAGAAUCUAAGACAAGAAGCGAUUCCUCUGUUGAAGUUCAGGAACGUGGAGAAAUUUUCUUCUUUUUCCGGCCAAAAGUCGGCAAGGAAGAAGCGCAUGACACGGACGACGUGCAGCGACUGUACAUAGUUCUCCGUCCGGAGUCCGGCGAGCGGGCUGUGGAAGUGAAGCAAGAACCGAGCUCCGGGAAGGAAGGAGCGGAGCUGGGUGCCCACACCGACGAUGAGAAACCGACCCGCGAUAUCACGUCGGAGAAGGAGGAUAAGUCCCACAUCGAGGGCGGACAUGGGUGCCAAGAAGUCGACAUUGAAAAGCAGCCGUUGCUCCGGUUCAUCGUCAUGGGGAAGAAGAUUCUUCCAGACCCGACCAAGAAAUCCAACCACCGUCCACACUGGGGUUUCGUGGAAAUGGUGACUACCAAGAUCGACGACGUGAAAGCGGCGCUCAAAGGCGAAGAGUACGACACUUCAACCAGAGGUCACCGGACGGUGGCUCCGGCGAGGGCCGCCGGAGAGGGAGUUUAUCUCAUUCUGAGGCAUAAUCCAGGGAAGAAAAUGCACACACAUCUAGUUUACAAGCUCGAAUUCCCCCCAGCAGACGAGAAAAACCAGCCACAAGAAGAGUUAAACAUAAAGAGAGAAGCUUCAUUCUUGAUACAAAUCAAGAACCCAGAACAACGUGGGACUGGGGAGUUCAGAGGGCUGCAGAGUAAAAGGAAGGCCAUUUUCCCUGCCCAUUUGCAGGCUGCAAUUGGGCAGCUGAGGUACCAUCCCGCCGACCCACCGGACUAUUUGAACUACGAAGGGUGUGAGUUCCUGCUGAUUCCUGCUUCCGAUAACAUCGAUGAUGAACUGGGAUUGGAGCUGAAGACAGAAGUGGAGGGUGAAACAGCCCAUGAUGAGUCCUGUUCCGAUUUGAUCACAACUUUCGGGGAGACUGCUUCCAUCAAUCCCCUUCUCAAAGGCACCUGGGCUUAACACAAAUUCUCUACUAGUUCUAAGCAUACUAGCAUUAGGCGCCAGUCGGGCGAUAGCCCUUCUAGGGUGGACUAGCUUCUAAAGGGUCCAGGGGACCUAUAAAAAUGCAUGUGUAGAUCUAUGUCAUAUAUUAUAUGUAUAUCUAGCUUCUAAGGGGUUUAGGCUGUGUCUUAAGGGGCCUAUAAAAAAAUAGUGCAUGUGUAGAUCUAUGUCAUAUAUUAUAUGUAUAUCUCUUACUUUUCUUAAAUUAACUCUGUUGAGUUACUCGGCUGAGUUAGGCUCUAGGCGUGCGCCUAGGGGCGCUCAGUGCUACCUAGACGGCCGAUUUUUGGAACAGUGAACUUUCAAGUAUUAGUAUCUUAGAUUAGAUCAGUGUGUUGUCUUCUUGUACAUAAAACCAGCAACAAGUAUGUAUGUUUUAGUGUGUUGUCUUCUUGUACAUAAAACCAGCAACAAGUAUGUAUGUUUUA
Ipomoea triloba (trilobed morning glory) is the source of this 1546-nucleotide messenger RNA. RefSeq lists its product as uncharacterized. Lineage: Eukaryota; Viridiplantae; Streptophyta; Magnoliopsida; Solanales; Convolvulaceae. The transcript has 2 exons. The record is from RefSeq and is a predicted model, not a curated record. Bases 87 to 1076 code for a protein of 329 amino acids.